This is a messenger RNA of Caenorhabditis briggsae, 1020 nucleotides long. Bases 1 to 1020 code for a protein of 339 amino acids. The record is from RefSeq and is a predicted model, not a curated record. The transcript is spliced from 9 exons. Lineage: Eukaryota; Metazoa; Nematoda; Chromadorea; Rhabditida; Rhabditidae.
AUGGAAACUUCUACUUGGGACGCUUUGAAUAACUCAAUUCAGGAAUUGAGUGCAGAAGAGCAAGAAGCGAUUCGGAAUGUUCUCGAAAAGGAUUUGGAGUUUCAGCAGUCGGAGCAGAAUCGUAUUCGAUCCCUCUCCACAUGCGUUGCAAUCAAAAAGACAAGUCUCCAGGAGAAACGUCGAGCCAGUUCAGUUGCCGGAUCGGAAUCUUCUGAAAGUGGACUCUCCUCACCCGGAAAUAUUUCUCAUGGACGCACUUCUCCACUUCCAAAAUGGAACAAUCGUGUCUGUUCGAUCUGUCAGACGACGUUGGGAUACAUUUUAAACAGUGGAACCAAGUGUAAAAAGUGCGCUACACCACUAUGCGACAAAUGUGCUCAUUCCGUGACUAGUGGUACCACCCAAAAUCCACAGAAAUAUAGCUUGUGCACAGUUUGUUACAGCGAAAGAGAACUCUCCGCCGCAAAAAACGAAUGGGUUCAAGGAUCGGACGAAGCGGAGAAGACAUCCGAAAAACUUUUGAAUGCCAUGAAAAUUUCAGAGAAAAGGAAUUCAGUUCAGAUUCCAGCUACACCACCAGCGAUUAGUAAAGGAAAAGCACCAUACAAACGAAAUCUAACUCUCCCUGCCAUUCAAACCAACUUCUUAAGUGUACCAGAUGAAGCACCAGGUGUUGUUCAAUCGGCUGGCGGCAAUUCAAAUUUCUCUCCAAAGUUCUGGGGAGGUUCUCCAUCGCCAAGAAGUCCAAGAUCGUUUGGCUCCGCUAAUUCUUCCAACAUGUCGAUCAACUCUCCAGCACCCAACGACUCUCUUCGUGCUCUUCAUCCAAGAGAACCAAUCGGAAGUCCAGCUCCACGUCCAAUGUCCAGUACUCCAUUGACUGGAGUUCCUGAGGAUUCGACAAUCCAAAUCCCAACUGUCGAACGUCGUCGAAGUGCUUUCGAAGGAUCCAGAAGGUCAGGAAAACUGCGUCGUCAAAGCGAAGCGACAGUUCCCACUUUUCAGUUGAGCAUGUGCUGA